GUGAGGAUUUACGACUGGUCAACAAAGGCACGUGAUUCCCGAACGCGCUCCCAUAUUUGGCCGCAUACCUGGCAAAGUACAGUAGGGCUUCAUUGCUUAUAAUUCAUGAUUGCAUCCAUAAAUCGUGCAAGCACACAGGAUUAUAGCGACAAAGAUCUACAAAUCGAGGCUUUAAAAAUCCAAGCAAAUGAGCUCUUACUUUGUAAACUCGUUCUCAGGGCGCUAUCCAAAUGGCUCCGACUAUCAGUUACUAAAUUAUGGGACUAACGGCGCUGUGAGCGGCUCCUUCAGAGACCCUGGCACCAUGCACUCCGGGUCUUUCGGCUACAACUACAAUGGCAUGGACCUAACCGUGAACCGCACCAACACCGGCAGCCACUUCGGUGCCGUGAGGGAGGAUGCCCGGGGAUUCGGUCCGGACGCUCGGUACAGACAAACACCCAACUGCUCACUCUCGUCUCCAGAUCCGGUGCCGCCUUCGUGCGCCACGGUCAGCCGGGAGCCGCUCGAGCUGAAGAGCGCCUCUCCUCCCUCUGACCGGAGCGCGACCUCCUCGGGCGGCAACAACCUGGGGAAACCCGGCGUCGCUCAUUUCACGGAGAUAGAGGACGGAGCCGUGGGCACCGAGACCGAGGAAGGCGCACACAGCAGCGGCGGCUCCGGCUCGGCAUCCCGGGCGCAGCAGCAGCAGCAGCAGCACCAGGAACCCAACGCCACCUCCUCCACUCCCACACCAAAUGAUUGCCAAACGCCACAAAUAUUCCCCUGGAUGCGGAAACUGCACAUAAGCCAUGAUAUGACUGGACCUGAUGGGAAAAGGGCCCGAACCGCGUACACCCGCUACCAGACGCUAGAGCUGGAGAAAGAGUUUCACUUCAAUAGGUACCUAACCAGACGGAGGAGGAUAGAGAUAGCCCACGCCCUGUGCCUCUCCGAAAGACAGAUCAAAAUCUGGUUUCAGAACCGCAGGAUGAAAUGGAAGAAGGACAAUAAGCUGAAAAGCAUGAGUCUGGUGACCGGAGGCAGCGCCUUCCACAACUGAAUAACUUGUUUUUUGGGAGGAGGAAGUAAAAUGUUGCUAAAAUUCACACAAAAAAAAGACAGAAAAAUUUUGAAAAAGAGUACUGUAAAGUUAUUGAAAGCGCAGCACCUUCCAGCAUGCCAUUGUGAUAGAAAAAGAAGUAUUCCGUGGUCUGAAAACGCCUCUUUUAGUUCCUGUUGUUGAUAUGGUAGCUUAGAUGUCCUAUUUGGGGAGAAGUUAAAGAUAAAUGUAAAUAUUCGGGGGGAUUUGUCUGUUGCUCUUUCUCUGUUUCUGUCUCUUGCUGUCUCUCUCGGAAGUGUUUCAACUUGAGCUCUUUAUUCUUGACGGUCUAACAGGAGUAACAUUCAGUUUAAAAGAAAAAAAACUUCUCAAACCAUAUGCUGCUGUUCAUUGAAUGUAAAAGCGCUUCAGUGUAAAUUUUACUGCUAUUUUCGAUUGUGGCCAAAAUCCAUAAAACUUUCAGCCAAUGUGUUGCUCUAAAGUAUUUUGUGUAUCUAUUAUUAUUAUUAUUAUUAUUAUUAUUAUUAUGACUAUUGUUUAGAACUAAUAACAAGCAAUGCAAGUGUAUUCAACCUGUCAAUGUGAUAAACUUAGUGUAAAGGGUUAUUCUGUGAUAUAGGCAGUGACGUGAGCUUUUUUCGCCAAUAAGCUUUUUGUAUUUGUAAGUGAACUCAUAGCGCUUGAAAAUAAAGUUUCUCUCAACUGUUA
Nothobranchius furzeri (turquoise killifish) is the source of this 1750-nucleotide messenger RNA. It is a transcript of the gene hoxb5b, whose product is annotated as homeobox B5b. Gene Ontology annotation, biological process: anterior/posterior pattern specification; regulation of transcription by RNA polymerase II. The record is from RefSeq and is a predicted model, not a curated record. NCBI's taxonomy places the organism in Eukaryota, Metazoa, Chordata, Actinopteri, Cyprinodontiformes, Nothobranchiidae. Gene Ontology annotation, cellular component: nucleus. Gene Ontology annotation, molecular function: RNA polymerase II cis-regulatory region sequence-specific DNA binding; DNA-binding transcription factor activity, RNA polymerase II-specific.